AUGUCAGGAAUGAAAGGGAAGUAGGGUACAGUAGGAUACGGUUGGAUAAAAGAGAAGGGUAGGGUUGGGUAAUUGAAAGCACAGGAAAGCAAGGCAGGGCAAUGGCAAGACAAGAGCAGUCAGGGAGAGCACGGAGAAAACAGAGAGCAAGGCCAGGGCAAGGCCAGGGCAAAGCCAGGGCAAAACCAGGAGCAAAGCCAAGGCAAGGCCAGGGGCAAGGCCAGGAGUAAGGGUAGGGCAAGGCCAGGGCAAGGUCAGGGCAAGGCCAAGGCCAAGGCCAAGGCCAAGGCCAAGGCCAAGGCCAAGGGCAAGGCCAGGGCAAGGCCAGGGGCAAGACCAGGGGCAAGACCAGGCUAG
Bursaphelenchus okinawaensis is the source of this 357-nucleotide messenger RNA. The record is from the annotation of a GenBank genome assembly. NCBI's taxonomy places the organism in Eukaryota, Metazoa, Nematoda, Chromadorea, Rhabditida, Aphelenchoididae.